AUGCGGAGAGAUGUCAAGAGCGACGAAGGCAAACAAAAAAUUCUUUUUGUGACCGGGGCAGGUACGGAUGUUUUCCCGUUUCUCCGCCUCAGUGUCGGCAGCGGCAUUCCCCUCUACCGCAAGGCCAGCUCGGCGUUUGAGGGCGGGGCCUUAAGCCAGGCGAAAAGGCGUCGGCGAGGGGAUGGGAGAAAUGAGAGCGCCCGCGGCCGCAGCGACGAGGCAGAAGAAAAGGAAGAGGCGAGACGCUCGUCCACAGACUCCAGUGAAAGGAGAGUCGAGGGGGAGACGGCGAGUCCAGCUUCUUCGGCGGGGCGGCGUUCUCUGGAACCUGCAGUUGUUUGGGACGGAGAAGACGCAGGCGAGACGGGAAAAGCGAGAAAGAAAACCAAACAAGGAAGAGGAGAAAAACGCCUGGGAAGCGCAAUGCCGCAACAGAGAACGCGCGGCAUGGCAUCGGAAGACUGGGGCCUUGUCUCCACCUUUCGCCGAGAAAAAGAGAGAUGGUUUUCUUCUUUCUGGUACCGAGCACAUGACCCGCGCCUGUUUCGGCGCGCGUUUCCCUCCCCUGGCCACUUUGUCCUCGCCUUUCUUCUUCUCUCGCGGCCCUCGUCCGUUCUUCUCGUCACCCAGAAUGUCGACCGGAUGCACCACGUCGCUCUCGUCAUCCUGAGAGACGCGAUGGCCACGCAGCUCUGUCGGAAGGCACUGGAGAGGGAAAAGAAACUGCAGAAAGCCACAGGUGCGGAGACAGAACAGACGGCGGAGAGAGAGAACGAAGGGACACAAGAGCGAAAGAUGGAGGCGCACCGCGGAGAAGAAAGAGGGGAAGAAGGAGGAUCUUCUCUUUCGGCCUCACGAGUCCCUAAAGCGGUGUGGCGGGGCCUGGCGACCCGUGGAGGUUGGUGGCGAAUCCCUGACGCAUGCGGCGUCGACGGGCAGGCAGGAGAGAAGAACGUGUAUGAACUCCAUGGAUCCAUUUACAGCUACAGGUGCUCGGGGUUGCUUCCAUCAUCUCGUGUGCUCCUUUCCAGCGUCGCGGGAGGAGACCAGAGAAAAUUCGCGUCCGAAAGGGAGCGACGAGGAGCGAGAGAAACAGUGAAGAACGAACAGGAUGAGGCGGACAGGACUGCGGUUUCCACCUCGCUAAGGUCGGCAGGCGAAAGAGACGAACGACUGAUCUGGCGAGAAGCAGAGAGUGGGGGAAGCGGAGACGCGUCUUGCGCUUUCCGCUUCCAUCUUCCGCUCCACGAAACGCAGGUCGCGUGGUGUCCGUACCCUGCAGAAAAAGGUACGACGCCAGAAAAGAAGAAAGCGCAUCGUGGAGAGGACGCAUGGAGAAGCGAAGAGAAGGAGAAGGCGGAAAACGAGUCGCUCGACGAGGCAGCUGGAGACGAAGGCGCGCUUCAGAUCGCAAACCGGCGCUUCCCUCGGACUCCUUGCGAGACGCUGGAUCCCUGGAGUGCGCCCUCGCCGAGCGACGAUUUCGUUUCCGCGUCUCCAUUUCCUUCGGCCUCUUCUCUCUCUGUUUUGCCGACAUUCCCUUCCGCGCGCCUCCACCCUUCGUCUGAGGCUCUGGAGAAAGCCCGGAGUAGCUCGAUUAUGCUGCCUGUCUGCCCGUCGUGUUCUUCCCUCUGUCUGCCUCUGUGCCUCUGGUUCGACGAGUCUCUCUUUCUCUCGCCCCACAGCGCCUUCGAGAGCCCCGCGGCUUUCCGCCACGCCUUCCUUUUUCUUGGCGGGGUGAAGAGUGCGAAAGAGAGCGACGUGAAUCGGUCAAGAGACACCGCAUCCGGAGGCUCGCCGCGCCCUUCCUCGCGGGCAGAAGAGCAGACAAACGACGGAGCAAAAGAAGAAAAGGAAGAAACGCGAGACGAAACAGCCGAAACAGAGCGAGGCCGCGGUGGCGAGAAGACGCAGGGAGGCGGGAAACGAGGGAGAGCAGGAGAAAGCACAAUGGAGGACCUUUCUUUCUCUCCGAGUUUCGAAACGAGAAACGGUGAGGGCGGCGCCACUGAGCCUCCCGGCUCGGCUCUUGGAGCUUCUUUGCAGUUUCCGCCUUCAGCCUUCUCGGUAGACGUUCAAGAGAGUGCACCGUCUCUGGUUUUUGUGGGAACAUCGUUCAGCACGGCCUCUACAGACUGGCCUGUGCUGCUUCACUCGCACGCAGUGAAGGCGCGGCGCCUUUUCCGCAGCCGCACGCACAGUUGGGGAGAAAGCGAAGGAGAAAAGGAUUCGAGACUCAGAAAGGCCGCAGGUUUCGAGAACGGAAGCUCCACUGCUCCGCGGCAUCAGACAGAAGGCGCAGAAUCCACCCGGAGGCAGUCAGGGAGAAACGGCGCGUCUGGAGAAACACAAACUUUUGGAGGACCCGAGGCUGGUGGCGAGGUGUUUUGCAUCAACAGCGGCAGCUGCCUGGACGCCUCCUACGAGGCGACAGAGCGACAGAAGGCGUUUCUGGACUCGCAGUAUGCGGCGCUGUUCACCGCAGCUCGAGCGCGCGUGCCGACCCCGCGGAGUCGAGUGUCAAGGCGCGAAGUGAGCGGCUGUGAAGAAACGGAGAAGCUGAGGCCAGAAGACAGAGGAGCCGCGGCGCGAGGAGACGGCAGUGCAGUGAAGGCAGAAAACGCGACAGCGGUCAAGACACAAGACCACGAAGGCGAGAGAAGAGGGACAGGCGAGAGACCGGGCCGAGGUGAGAAAGCCGGGGGUGCGGUCUUAGAAACAGUGACAAAAGAGACGAGUGCCGAGCUGGACUGUCUCCACGCCGACGGCGGCGGGUCUUCGUCGACGUCGUGUGAAGACGUGGCCUCGCCGGAGGAGAGCCUGUCUCUCUUUGCGUCUCCAAACCUUCACGAGACGGAAAAAACGGCGAACCGACUCGGAGAGACCGGAAGACACGUGGGAGAUCCGAGCCGAAGAACGAAGACAGAACUCCCCUCCUCGCCCUCUUCCGCUUCUCCCGCGUUCGCUCCUUCCGUUUCGUCCCGCUCUUCCACGUUUGCUGGUUCGUCUCCAGAGUCGCCUGGUUGGUCUGAGGGAUCCGUUUCUCUCCCCGCCGCACCCCUCUCUUCUCUCGCGCACUGUCUCCCGUCCCUCCCUGCCGAUUUUGCGGCGGCCGGAAGUCCAGAGAGAGGCAGCGUUCUCGAGGUGCGUCCUCUUCCUCGCAUGCGGCGAAUCGUGGGAGACGCCAGCGACGUGUUGCUCUCCGCGUGUCCCAGCGAAGUCCGCGCGUGGCUGACUCAGCUGCACAGCGCCGCGCAGAGGAACUUCUUCAGGAUGGUCACUGGGCUAGCUCACAAGGAGACAGUGUGA
This is a messenger RNA of Neospora caninum, 3309 nucleotides long. RefSeq lists its product as hypothetical. Bases 1 to 3309 code for a protein of 1102 amino acids. The record is from RefSeq and is a predicted model, not a curated record. Lineage: Eukaryota; Apicomplexa; Conoidasida; Eucoccidiorida; Sarcocystidae. The transcript has 4 exons.